Nematolebias whitei (Rio pearlfish) is the source of this 1932-nucleotide messenger RNA. RefSeq names its product beta-1,3-galactosyl-O-glycosyl-glycoprotein beta-1,6-N-acetylglucosaminyltransferase 3-like. The transcript is spliced from 7 exons. NCBI's taxonomy places the organism in Eukaryota, Metazoa, Chordata, Actinopteri, Cyprinodontiformes, Rivulidae. The record is from RefSeq and is a predicted model, not a curated record. Gene Ontology annotation, molecular function: acetylglucosaminyltransferase activity. Bases 1 to 1932 code for a protein of 643 amino acids. Gene Ontology annotation, cellular component: membrane.
AUGAAUAUGUCCUCCAGAGCUUUGAAGCACACCUCAGCUGCCUUGCCCAUUGCCCUGCUGGUGGCAGCAGGGCUGGGCCUGGCUGUGUUUGCCUUGGUCAAAGCCCGUGCUAGGAGGAGGCUUUGCUGGAACCGGAGCUACGAGAGACUGAGUGGCGGCAGCAUCAAUAUGCCCCACGGUGUGCCAGAGCCAGACAGCGGUGAUGAAGUAGAUGUGGUGUACACCUCCAGGGGUGGGUCAGUAUACCGACGCUACAGCUUCAUCCAUGAGCAGGACACCGACGCAGACCAAAACAUGGAUGAAAACAUGUGUCUCAACUUCUACAUCAAUGCCACAAAGGACUGUCCAGCUUUCAUUGAGAAGAGGAGUUUCAUUACGGUGCCUCUGAGUGAGGAGGAGAAACAUUUCCCUAUCACAUUCUCUAUUGUGAUCCAUGAGAAGAUUGAGAUGUUCAAGCGACUCUUACGGGCUAUUUACGCUCCUCAGAACAUCUACUGCAUACAUGUGGAUCUCAAAUCACCUUUGGAGUUUCAGACGGCUUUAUUUGUAGAUCUGCCUGGCUGUUUAGCUAUCAUCACUGGAAACAUAGAAGGGAAGAAGACCAACUUAGAAGCUCUUCUAGCACCCAGGACGCGAACUUCUUUGCCUGCAGACUUCUACAUCACUGCGGCAAAGGACUGUCCAGCUUUCAUUGAGAAGAGGAGUUUCAUUACGGUGCCUCUGAGUGAGGAGGAGAAACAUUUCCCUAUCGCAUUCUCUAUUGUGAUCCAUGAGAAGAUUGAGAUGUUCGAGCGACUCUUACGGGCUAUUUACGCUCCUCAGAACAUCUACUGCAUACAUGUGGAUCUCAAAUCACCUUUGGAGUUUCAGACGGCUGUGAGGUCUAUAGUUUCCUGCUUUCCUAAUAUAUUCAUAGCCAGUAAGUUAGAAAGUGUUGUAUAUGCUGCUUGGCCCAGAGUCCAGGCAGAUCUGAACUGUAUGAAGGAUCUGCUGAACUCUAACGUCCAGUGGAAAUAUCUGCUGAACACCUGCGGGACAGACUUUCCCAUCAAAACAAACAGAGAGAUGGUCAUGGCUCUGAAAGCCUUAAAUGGCAGAAACAACAUGGAAUCUGAAGCCACUGUUCCCCAUAAAAAACUACGCUGGCAGUAUCAUUUUGAGGUCACUGGCACUAUCACACAGACAAAUGUGAAGAAGAGUCCUCCACCCAUCAGCAGCCCCAUGUUCCAAGGAAAUGCCUACUUUGUUGUCUCAAGGGCUUUUGUGAAACAUGUGAUGGAGGACAGAGAAGUGCAGAAAUUUAUAGAAUGGGAGAAAGACACAUACAGCCCAGAUGAGCACUUCUGGGCCACUCUUCAGAGGAUGCCUUCUGUUCCAAAAUCAAUGCCUGCCAAUGCCAAAUAUGAUACGUCAGACAUGUUAGCUAUUGCUCAUGCUGUGAAAUGGUCCUACUUAGCAGGAGAUGUUAACAAAGGAGCCCCCUACUCUGAUUGCACAGGAAAAUACCAAAGAGAGGUAUGUGUGUAUGGAGCUGGUGACCUCCUGUGGCUGCUGCAACAACACCACCUCUUUGCAAAUAAGUUUGAUCCUGAAGUUGAUGAUGUUGCCAUCAGAUGUAUGGAGUCAAUUCUGCGUUUCAGAGCUUUAGGUCAAGAUUCUUUAAGCAUGAAAUUUGGUACGCUUCUCCAAUUCCCUAGAUACUCUGCUUGCAUAGCCUAUGUUGUCAGCGCUCUGAAAGGAGAAGCGCUCCAAUCCCCCCUGCAACAGGAGGAGGUGGCUCAAAAACUCUUCACCAUGCGCCAAAGAAAAGAGACGGUGGCCAUAUUUGCCAUUCACUUCCGCAACAUUGCAGAGGAAUCCGAAUGGGCGGCUUCAACUUCUGAACCUGAGCCAAUGCAGUUUGGAAAGACUUGGCUCUCCCCCGAGGAAUGA